Molecule: messenger RNA, 657 nt
Organism: Alternaria arbusti
Lineage: Eukaryota; Fungi; Ascomycota; Dothideomycetes; Pleosporales; Pleosporaceae
Exons: 4
Coding region: 1-657 (218 amino acids)
Biological process (GO): peptidoglycan biosynthetic process
Molecular function (GO): D-alanine-D-alanine ligase activity; ATP binding; metal ion binding
Source: RefSeq, a predicted model, not a curated record
AUGCUUCGUGCUCGUGGUGGGUUUACGCUGCCGGAGGCGCGGGAUAUGAUUGAUGAGGAAGAUCUCGCGGAUGUGCUCCAGUCGGAUCUUCGCUAUCCUGUUGUCGCUAAGCCGGUUAGAGGACGGGGGAGUUAUGGUGUGAGAGUUUGUCGCUCCGAAGAGGAACUGAUCGACCAUUGCGGCGAUUUACUGGGAGAGGAUGCGUCCGUCAUCGUCGAAGACUUUCUUGCGGGUCAGGAAGUCACUGUUACUGUGAUGCCGCCUGCGCCUGCAACGGGACGGGAUGGGUAUUGGGCGAUGCCGGUUGUGGAACGGUUUAAUCACGCUGAUGGUAUUGCACCAUACAAUGGCAUCGUUGCUGUGCUUCAGAACUCUCGCUGUCUUUCCAAAGGCGAACACAUAGCCGAUCCACACUAUGUCGACGCUCGUCGGUUCACGGAGGAUGUGUCGUCACCGUUCGCUCUAUUUGAUGUCAAUAUGAAACCGAACAUGACAGGUCCCGGUAGGCCUGGUAGAGAGAACCAAGCCAGCCUGACGGCACUGGCUGCUGCUGGAAUGGGAUGGGACUAUCCGACUCUGCUGUUGAAGAUACUCGAGUCGAGCAGUUCGCUGCGUGAUCUGAGGAGUGUUACACCGUUGCAUGUCAGUGGCAAGUGA